This is a messenger RNA of Rosa rugosa (rugosa rose), 1630 nucleotides long. Its product is annotated as zinc finger CCCH domain-containing protein 2-like. The transcript has a single exon. Gene Ontology annotation, molecular function: metal ion binding. The record is from RefSeq and is a predicted model, not a curated record. The coding region runs from base 103 to 1353 and encodes 416 amino acids. NCBI's taxonomy places the organism in Eukaryota, Viridiplantae, Streptophyta, Magnoliopsida, Rosales, Rosaceae.
UCCCUCUUCAUCAGCAUUUCAUUUUCUCAGCGUCCAUUUCCAUCACUCUUUCAUUGUUUCUCAUCUCCAAUUUGAUAUUCUCAUCGACAUUACCAUCAAAACAUGAGCAGUGUGUGUGCCGAGCAGCACAAGUUUCACACCUCCCACCACCUCCUUUCAUCCAAGAAAACCCACAACCUCCUCAGAGAAGUAGACAUCCCACCGAGGAAACUCCUCACCCGCCGCACCGCCGCCCACCAAGACUUAUCAUUCUCCCACGACAUGUACGGCACCACCGACUCUCUCCGCUUCUCUGCUUCCGACGAGGCCCUCCUCCGCAAGUUCCUCCCCUACAACACCGGUGCCUCUGACGACGACGACGACGACGACGACCCCUACUCCUCUGACCACUUCCGCAUGUUCGAGUUCAAGGUCCGCCGCUGCACCCGCAGCCGCAGCCACGACUGGACCGACUGCCCUUUCGCCCAUCCCGGCGAAAAGGCCAGGCGCCGUGAUCCCCGCCGCUAUCACUACUCCGGCACAGUCUGCGCCGACUACCGCCGCGGUGGGUGUAGCCGUGGCGACAGCUGUGAGUUCGCACACGGUGUUUUCGAGUGCUGGCUGCAUCCGGCAAGGUACAGAACCGAGGCAUGCAAAGACGGCAAGAACUGUAAGAGGAAGGUUUGUUUCUUUGCUCACACGCCACGUCAGCUCCGCAUCUUGCCUGUGAAUCACUCACGGAGCUCUUCACCUGAUGAAGUGAUCUCUCCUAGCUCGGGUUCUUGCAAGAAGAGUAACAAGUACCUGAACUCGGCCAACUCGCCGAGUUCGACUCACUGCUGUUUGUUCUGCCGUUCUGUGACUUCUUCCCCGACUUCUACUCUGCUCGGUAUGUCGCAUCUGUCGCCGCCGAUGUCUCCCUACGGCGAAUCCAAGUGUCACUUCUCUAGCGGAUUGGAUCAGAUGCAUGCUAGCGCAGCUGGGAUGCUGAGCAACAAAGAUGUGCUUUCAGAGCUCAUGACCUCUUUGGAGGCCAUGAAGUUCAAUAACAUGGAAGCAACUUCUUCACCUGUUUCAUCACCAAUCAGUUCUGCUGCUGCUGCGGCUAAUUACCAGAAUACCCCGUUGGUUGACGCUUCUUCAUACAAUGCUUUUGCUGCUGCUGCUGCUGAAGAUCAGCAGCAACAGUUCAUUCUUUCACCAUCUACUCCAAGCCCUUUAUCAGCAGGAAUUAAUUUUUUCAGUCGCGGUAGUAGUUCUGGAAAUUGCUCGAGGAAAAGCUUGGUCUUCGAUGAGCAGAACAAUGCCACUGAAAUUAAUGGAGGGUGUGGCCCCGACCCUGAUCUUGGAUGGGUUAACGAUCUCUUGAUGUAAUUUGAGGAUUCUGACCAUUGCAUAACUGAUCCAUGAAGAUAUAUGAGGAAAUAAAGAUGGUGGGUGAUCCAUCUGGAAGUGUACAUAUACUUACUGCACCAGUCGUAUAUAUAUGUUGCUAUAUAUAUGUGAUUUGGUGUAAAUUAUUGUCAACUAUUUCGGAAUAUAUGUAAUAUUGUUGUCUGUUUUGAUUCGAUCAUGAUGAUCAUUUGUUUAUGUAAUUUGCUUUUAAAUUCGAGAGAGUAAUUAAUUAAUUAGGAGUUCUCUAUGCAUGUAU